AUGGAUCAACAACUUGGGGGCUUAAUCGACUUCUCGAGAAACGCUAAGGGAUAUCUCGUUGCCCAUAUCGACGGCAUGGAAUUUCCGCAAUCCGGCGGGCCAGAUGCUGCACCAGCUACAAGAAUCCUGCUACAAGACUUCACAAGCACCGAUGGGCAAUAUGGUACUGUGAGGCAUCUCAUGACUGUAGCGACACCUGGUCCUACCACUGAGUCAAGUGUGAAUUCUCUUUUGCUUCGCGCUGCCCUUGUGGCUACAUCAGCUACGAUGUAUGCAUCAGCAGCUGCGCCUCCAACAAGCACACACCCAAGUAUACCGGCGCGCCCAUCUCCACCUCCACGCCUUACCAAACGCAGCAGUGCAACAUCGGCUUCAGGUGACAGCGGCUGGGACGCAUACGAAAGCAUUCCGAACCGCAAUGUCGGGUGCACUGUUUUACACUGUAGGAAUAUUGUAACCGUAGCGCACUUCAACCCGAUGAAAUAA
This is a messenger RNA of Pseudomassariella vexata, 486 nucleotides long. RefSeq lists its product as uncharacterized. The transcript is spliced from 2 exons. Lineage: Eukaryota; Fungi; Ascomycota; Sordariomycetes; Amphisphaeriales; Pseudomassariaceae. The record is from RefSeq and is a predicted model, not a curated record. Bases 1 to 486 code for a protein of 161 amino acids.